Molecule: messenger RNA, 1771 nt
Organism: Epinephelus lanceolatus (giant grouper)
Lineage: Eukaryota; Metazoa; Chordata; Actinopteri; Perciformes; Serranidae
Gene: gpn1
Product: GPN-loop GTPase 1
Molecular function (GO): ATP hydrolysis activity; GTPase activity
Source: RefSeq, a predicted model, not a curated record
UUCCCACAACAUCCAACAACAUGGCAGCCGCGGCACAGUGUCACGGUGCUAAGGAGGAUUUCAUGGAAAAUCAGGAGAGUUCAGCAGCGGGAAAAGACAGCGGGGCACCGGGAGCUACUGCCCGAGACAAACCCGUGUGUCUCAUCGUGCUGGGCAUGGCGGGGUCCGGGAAAACCACCUUCGUUCAGAGGCUGACUGCUCACCUUCACACUCGUAAAGCUCCUCCAUAUGUCAUUAACCUGGACCCUGCUGUCCAUGAAGUCCCCUUCCCUGCAAACAUCGACAUCAGGGACACUGUGAACUACAAGGAGGUGAUGAAGCAGUACGGCCUUGGACCAAACGGAGGCAUAGUGACAUCACUCAACCUGUUUGCUACACGCUUUGAUCAGGUGAUGCAGUUCAUAGAGAAGAAGCAACAGAAUCACCGGUACGUGUUGAUUGACACCCCGGGUCAAAUUGAAGUCUUCACCUGGUCUGCGUCUGGAACCAUCAUCACAGAGGCUCUGGCCUCGUCCUUCCCCUGUGUAGUUGUCUAUGUGAUGGACACGUCCCGCAGCGUCAACCCUGUCACAUUCAUGUCCAACAUGCUGUACGCCUGCAGCAUUCUCUACAAGACCAAGCUGCCCUUCAUUGUUGUCAUGAACAAGACUGACAUUAUUGACCACAGCUUUGCAGUGGAGUGGAUGCAGGACUUUGAGGUUUUUCAGGAUGCUCUGAACCAGGAAACCUCGUAUGUCAGCAACCUGACACGCUCCAUGAGUCUGGUGCUGGACGAGUUCUACACCAACCUGAGGGUGGUGGGCGUGUCCGCAGUGACAGGAAAUGGAUUGGAUGAGCUGUUCGUUCAGGUGGAGGAUGCUGCUGAAGAGUAUGAGAGGGAGUAUCGACCUGAAUAUGAAAGACUCCGCAAAAAGCUGGUGGAAGCUCAAAACAAGAAGCAGCAGGAGCAACUGGAGCGGCUCAGGAAGGACCUGGGAGCAGUCGACAUGACGACCACACCUUCAACAGAAGACACUGACAUAGCUGGGCCUAGUGACCUAAUUAUGACACGUGGUAACCCUGAUGAAGAGGAGGAGGAGGUGGAAAGCGACACAGAUGAUAUUGACCACAUUGGAUUUUUUUUUCAGCAACGGAGGAGAGCAAAGAGACUGAUGCCUUUGGAAACUUCCUAAAGGAGAGGAAGGAGGUGGUCCAGGUCCGAAACAGAAAGUGUGCGAUGCCUGAGGGACAGCUGACCCCUGAUCUCUGACCUCUGCAGUCUGACAUCUAACUCUGUCAGGGAAAAAAAGACAGUGACAGAAUGGAGGUGAAGGAAAUAAAAAACCUCCCAAAGGUUUGGCCCUGUGGGAUACAGACUAUCACCUGAAACAGAUACUGUGGAACCACAGUAUGCUUUUCCUCAGCUUUUCAGAAAUGAGAGGAAACUAUAUCUGAACUCUUUGAGCAAGACUCUCUGUCUGAUCAGGUGACCUCGCUCAUUUAGUGAAGCUGAUUGGCUGCUUCUCAGUGUCGCUCAUUCCCUAAAAAUUUCUAUUUUUAUAUCGGAAAAGACUCUUCUAUUCUGUAUUUCUUGUGUUUUUCAUUACUAUUGUUGUUUGUUUAUGAAAGCACUGAAAGGAUUUAUGGUCUACAAAAUUAAAGUGAGCUUUUAGUUCAAAUGGGGUUUGAAUUUACAGUAUUUGUGACAUUUUCCAUCACUUUAAUUGUUCUAUGAUGAGACUCCAGGAGAUGGCUGCUGCAGCUUUCAGUACGUUAUUAAAUUCAAACUCAA